AUGCUCAGCCACUUCGUGCAGUAUGUGUUGCACACAAGAGGUCUAUCUUCUCAGGUCUCCAGAUGUGUGCCUCUACAUGUAUCUUGGACAAUUGCGGCCUGGAACCAGCACAGGAAGUCAAGCUACUUCCAAAAAGACUGUGUAUGGGUUUCCACGCUGCAAAGACUGGGAUAUGCCACAAACGACAUAAUGGAUGCAGUGGCUGAUCUGAAAGUGCGUUAUUCGCCAUCCGAGCUUCAGCGGUGGGUCUCUGGCUACGAUGUUGUUGCCGUCCAAGAAGCCGAUCCACUCUUUCGCGAGGCACUGGGAGAGAUGGGUCAAGGCAUGGUCUGUGGCAGCAAUGAUUUUGAUGGUCGCGGAGUGGAAGUGGAAUCUUGUUCUGCGCUUAUCCUGCGAAAUGCGCGGUGCUUGCACAAAGAGAGCGCGUUGCUAAGCUUCAGAUCGUUCCGCGGCGCCACUGUGUCUCGGGAACAUUUGGUCGCGCAUUUGGAGCAUUCGACUGGUGAGCAGCUGGUUGUCUGCUCCGUGCAUCUGCACGUGCCUGCCAUGAUUCGGAAACGCCUCAACUAUGCAGACUACCUGUUGCCGCUGCGUCAUGCACUGGAGAACGUGGCGGGCCAGCAAACUCUAGAGAUACCAUGCUUACUGCUCGGCGAUUUCAAUCUAGAUCCAGCUGAUUUCCAUCAGCUCUCGAUCGACGACGCAUUCUGGAAGCAGCUCCUUGGCAUGCGGAUAACCCUUUCUGUCGCCAACGUUCUCCCGUGCUGCUGUAUGAUCUUCAGCAGUGCUACCUUCCACCUGGUUCCGUGUGACAAGUUCCGGCCCGUCGUUCCACAGGGUGGCACGACGGCCCACGCCUCCAAUCCCAGCGCACGGGGCGACUUUGCUUUGGUCACUGCUGGCCAGUGGCGAGGCAAGGCUCUGGGAAGCCCAAGCUUCAAAAGCUUCGAGCGCUAUGGGAGCCAGGUCUCGCAGGCCUUGAGCAAGCGAAUUCGCCUUAAAGAGGUGAUCCGGCGCUGUGAAGAGGCCAGAUGUGGUCUACAACGUGCAGAGAACUCGCUUUCCAACGCUGCGCGGGAUGCCUUCCUGCUGCAUGACACUGGGGAGCAGGCACCGCUGGUACAGCUUCGCCAAGCGCGGCUCGAGCUGAACCGCGCAGAACUCCGCCUCCGCCGCUCGCUUCGGCACAGCGCCAGCCCGAUGCGGCGGACGCUCUCGAACUCGGAUCACCGUCCAUUACACUUUGAAAGAGUGCUGGCCAAGGAGGCUUUGAAGCCGUGA
Symbiodinium pilosum is the source of this 1281-nucleotide messenger RNA. Lineage: Eukaryota; Dinophyceae; Suessiales; Symbiodiniaceae. The record is from the annotation of a GenBank genome assembly.